Molecule: messenger RNA, 1257 nt
Organism: Paraglomus brasilianum
Lineage: Eukaryota; Fungi; Glomeromycota; Glomeromycetes; Paraglomerales; Paraglomeraceae
Source: the annotation of a GenBank genome assembly
AUGUCUAAAUCGAAUAUAGUAAUCAUUGGUGGUGGAUAUGGAGGCGUACCCACUGCCCAAAAACUUGAAGCCGCGUUACACAAAACACAUCGUAUUAUCUUAAUCGAGCGUAAAACUCACUACUGGCAUUCGGUCGGGGCUCCACGAACGGUCGCAGAAGACAAUUUCGAAUCUCAGCUUCUCAUCCCAUACGACAACCUCUUUAAACACGAUGGAAAGGUUAUCCAUGCAGCUGCAGUUCGACUGAGUGACAACGAAGUGACAUUGGACAAGGCCGUCGAUGAAUUUGGAGAUAAAGUACCAUUCAAGUAUGCUAUAAUUGCUACCGGAAGCGAUAGUGCUAAACCUGCCAAGAUUGAUGGAAGGAGCAAGAAAGAAAUAGUAAAAGAAGUUGAUACUUACCGGAGUGCAGUGAAGAAGGCAACAAGAGUGUUAAUUAUUGGAGGAGGCUCUGUCGGAAUCGAGCUUGCCGCUGAAAUAAAAACUACCUACAAAGACAAAAAAGUAACUGUCGUUCAUCCACAUGAAUUACUUCUCAAUGAUGACUUUCCAAAGAAAUUCCGAGACCAGGCUACCGUUCGUCUAAGAGCCCUAGGCGUAAAUGUCAUUCUAAACGAACGCGUCCAAUUUUCAGCUUCUGACAUAGGCAAUGGAGACAAUAAAGUUACCCUUGUAACGGACAAAGGCACUAAAAUCGAAUCGGAUGUUCAAUUAAUAGCCACCGGAAAUCACGUCAAUUCUGAAUUGGCGGGUACACUAAACUCUCAGUUAAUAGAACCCGAUACUAGAUUAGUCAAAGUACGUCCUACGCUACAACUCGACCAUGAAGGAUACGAACAUAUCUUUGCCUUGGGAGACGUUAAUAAUGUCAAAGAGACGAAAAUGGCACUCAGGGCCGGCCUUCAAGCAGAUGUGGUUGCCAAAAAUAUAAUCGCAUUGGCCAGCGAGAAGAAAUUAGUCGAGUACAAACCAGGGCCGCCAGUAAUGCUCCUUACUCUUGGUAAAGAUGGUGGAGUGGGGUUGCUUCCCAUGUUUGGUGGAAUAUUGGCUGGAAAUUGGCUGGUGAAAUUGUUUAAAUCAAAGAAUCUGUUUGUUAAUAAGUAUUGGAAAGAAAUAGCUGGGGGAUCACCACCUUCCUUGGAGAAUAAUACGAGUGGUGAUACGCGUAAAAAGGCUGUAAUGGAUGUACGUAGUAUGUUUUUAUUAGUAAUACCACUAUUAUAUGUAGGUAAAGUGAUUUUUAAUAAAGGGAGUUAA